AUGGCUACAUUAGGACGUCCAUUCCGUUUAGGAAUGCUCUAUGAUAUGCGCAGUGACAAGAUAAUAGCGGGUGCUACUCUAUGGGAUCCACAAAACUUGACUAAUAAUACUAGCACAUAUGUGCAACCAUACACUGGAUUCGAAGUAAUUACUGAUGAUUCAUUACAGAAUAAGGCACAUGCUUUAGGAGUUGAGGCUAAUUUAAAAUUAAGUAUGGUUGGUGGUCUUGUCGAUAUAUCUGGUUCUGCGAAAUACGCUGAGAAUUUUCAACAAACAAGACAUGAGACUCGUCUAUCGUUAAAAUAUUCGACUACAACACAUUUUGAACAAUUAACAAUGAAACAUCUCGGUAAAGUGAAUUUGGAUCAUCCGGAUUUACAUGAUGCAGAUCUAGCAACACAUGUUGUUACUGGUGUUCUUUAUGGAGCCGAAGCAUUCUUCGUUUUUGAUCGUACAAUAACAAAAUAUGAAGAUAAAGGGAUAUCAGUGGUACGCUGA
Messenger RNA from Rotaria sp. Silwood2, 498 nucleotides. Lineage: Eukaryota; Metazoa; Rotifera; Eurotatoria; Philodinida; Philodinidae. The record is from the annotation of a GenBank genome assembly.